Messenger RNA from Oncorhynchus masou masou (cherry salmon), 1990 nucleotides. It is a transcript of the gene ift74, whose product is annotated as intraflagellar transport 74. The record is from RefSeq and is a predicted model, not a curated record. Gene Ontology annotation, biological process: intraciliary transport involved in cilium assembly; cilium assembly. The transcript has 19 exons. Gene Ontology annotation, molecular function: beta-tubulin binding. Gene Ontology annotation, cellular component: intraciliary transport particle B; centrosome; cilium. Bases 176 to 1831 code for a protein of 551 amino acids. Lineage: Eukaryota; Metazoa; Chordata; Actinopteri; Salmoniformes; Salmonidae.
GUCUCGCAGUAAUGGUUGGUUGCUGUGGUAACGUCAAAAGAAGUGCACUGAUAGCUAGCUUGCUUGCUACAACAAAAAUACAAACAAUCAAUUCACAGUCAAGUCAUAUUGAGCGGUUUGACACCUAUACAAAACACGAGGAUUUUGUGGAGAGGAGAGAAACCAGUGUGAAGAGAUGGCGAGCCAGAGGCCACCGUCAGGUAGACCGAUGAGUCGGGGGUCUCUUGUACCAGGGACUGGGAGACCUCCGACCGCCAUCAGACCUCCACCCACAGCCGUUAGGGUCGGAACUGGGAUUGUUCCGGGUACUGGGCGUCCUGGAACCAGAGGAGGAGCCCUAGGGACCCCUGGUGUUCUCUCUGCUCAAAUUAAAGUGGCCGACCGGCCAGUCACCCAGCAGGGCCUGAGCGGCAUGAAGACUGGCAUGAAGGGACCUCAGAGGCAGAUUCUGGAUAAAUCCUACUACCUUGGCCUUCUCAGGAGUAAGAUCAACGAACUGACAACGGAGACCAGCAAACUGCAGAAGGAGAUUGACACCUUCAAUCAGGAGAACUCUGUUUACCUCUCCUAUGAGAAAAGAGCAGAAGGACUUGCUGGUGAACUGAAAGAUCUACAGGGACAACUGGCAGAUUACAACAUGCUCGUUGACAAGUUGAACACCAACACUGAGAUGGAGGAAGUGAUAAAUGACUUCAAUAUGUUGAAAGCACAGAACGACCGAGAGGCUCAAAGUAUGGAUGUCAUAUUCACAGAAAGACGAGAGAAGGAGGAGAUGAUCCGUGCGGUGGAGGAGGAGAUGGAGAGGGAGAAGCAGGCCGCUGAUGACAUCAUCAAAAAGAUGUCUCCAGAGAAACAGGACCAGUACGCUGCCAUGAAGGCCAGCAACGACGAGCUGCUACAGGAGCUGGAUGGUCGUCAGGAAGAGCUGGACACCCUCAUAACACGGAAGGAGACGUUUGAAGCAGUCAAAGAAGACAACCAGGAAACAGCAAGCAUGGAAAGACAGUUGACUGAGAUGCGUGAGAAGAUGAGCCUGAUCAACGAGGAGAUCCGACAGCUUGACAAUAACAUGGAGGAACACCAAGGUGAACGAAACCAGAAGUACAAAGAGCUAAAGAAGAGAGAUGAGACUAUGGACAGCUUUCUGGAUUCAUUUGAUGAGACUAAAGCUGCAGAGGUGGAGAAAAACCGUCAGACACAGGCCAUCAUCGUAGCUCUACUGGAACACUCCAGCAGAAACAUGAACCGGAUGCGCCAGAUCUCGUCGGUGACGGCCAGUGAGCUCAAGUCCAUGCAGGAAGACCUGAGCUUCAAGGAGACGGAGAUGCACAAGUCCCAGAACACAGCCAAGGGUCUGUCUUCAGAAAACCACCGUCUGACCCUUGACCUGCAGAAGGUAGAGCAGCUGGAGAGUAAGAUCAACACAGAGCUGACCAGCCUGAAGGACAGGAUAGAGACCAUGACUCAGGAGCUGGAGACAUACAGCAACCUGGACAAUCUAAAGGCUGCUGGAGAGGACAAGAAGAAGAGGCUGCAGGAGGACAGAGUAUCCCUGGCCCAGAGGAGACACGGCUUUCACAAGGUCAUGCAGAAGAUGAAUGAGGUGUAUGAAGCUCUGAAAACACAGCUACAGGACAAUGAGACACAUGCUCAGCUGACCAAUCUGGAGAGGAAGUGGCAACAUCACGAGCAGAACAACUUUGUCAUGAAAGAGUUCAUCGCCUCUAAGGGUAUGGAGAGCGACUACCGUCCGGUGGUGAAGACUGUCUCCAGGCAGCUGGCAGAGUACAACAAGAUCCUCAUAGACACCCUGCAGGGAACCAAGAUCUAGGAAGUGACUGAGGGACAAGGACAGCUACAGCUUCCUCUCUCUGGAGGCAGUCUCCAUGUCCCACUUCCUGCAUCAACCCCUCUGUCAUACACUACCGUUUAUAAGUUUGGGGUCACUUAGAAAUGUCCUUAUUUUUUCAAGAAAAGCCUUCUUUUUAUU